ACUGUCACCUGAUCAUUACCAUGUUCCCACAAUGCACUGCGAAGAACAUGGCCGUCUCUUUCCUCGGAGUGUUAUCCAAACGAGAAUGAACGUGCUGUUUCCGUGCCAUAUCAGUUGACAUUCCUUAAAAACAACUUAAUAUCCAAGUCUGUGAAGUUACUCCUGCAGAGUAUGUUUUUAUAAUCCCGCUGUGAGGAGCUGACGUAUAUUUCCGGAGCACCUUCCUGUGAUAGCGGUCCAGAGCCAAGAUGACAGGAGUCGUAGCCAAGCGAGAGGGACCACAGUUCAUCAGCGAAGUCGCUGUGAGGGGAAACGCCGGCGUCCUGGACUACUGCCGCACCUCUGUGUCCGCUCUGUCCGGAGCAACAGCGGGCAUCCUCGGGCUCACCGGACUGUAUGGCUUCAUUUUUUAUUUCCUCGCCUCUUUUCUCCUCUCUCUGCUGCUCAUUCUCAAGGCCGGACGACGAUGGAACAAAUGCUUUAAAUCGCGGCGGCUGCUCUUCACUGGCGGCCUCGUCGGGGGUCUCUUCACUUACGUCCUGUUCUGGACUUUCCUCUACGGAAUGGUGCAUGUUUACUAAAAUGACCUUCCAUAAAUAACUAAAUUAAUCCUAUCUAAUGUUACAUAAACCAAUUAUUUGUCUGUCCUGCUGUUUGUAGAUAAGCCAGUAGUAAAAUACUUCUUCCAUUAUGAACUGUUGAUUAAAUGGAGGAUUGUUCAAUAAUUAUAGUGUGCAGAAUCAAAUAUUCUCUUCUCUUUCCUGCUACACACUUGGCAGUGACUGUGAACUUUUUUAACCUGUAAGUCCCCAUCAGUGCUCGGUAUCAUCCGUACCAGGAGGACCACACUGAUGUUAAUGGAGGAUGUAGUGUAACGGAUAAAACCAGGUUAAAGGUGGACGCACGUUUCAUCACAUUUCAUGUACAAUACUAUGGUUAAGUUAUAACAAGUCUGAUUACUAAUUAAAAUAAAUAAUUACCUCUUUAC
Messenger RNA from Etheostoma spectabile (orangethroat darter), 988 nucleotides. RefSeq names its product ER membrane protein complex subunit 6 (gene emc6). The coding region runs from base 249 to 581 and encodes 110 amino acids. The transcript has 2 exons. The record is from RefSeq and is a predicted model, not a curated record. NCBI's taxonomy places the organism in Eukaryota, Metazoa, Chordata, Actinopteri, Perciformes, Percidae. Gene Ontology annotation, biological process: protein folding in endoplasmic reticulum; autophagosome assembly. Gene Ontology annotation, cellular component: endoplasmic reticulum; EMC complex; membrane.